AUGGAAGCCCAUGUUAGAAGGGCUGAACCUCCGGGGAGGGGAAUUGAGGAUGAUGAGACAGGCAUCGAGCUUCUGAAUAUCGAUGUCAGCCCAAACGGGAGUUUGGUCGCGAGGUCGCAAUUUGAGGAUUAUUCCCACCGAGGAUAUGAACUAGAAGAUAUGUCACUAUUGGAGUUCACCACGGACAGCUACGAGCGCAAUACCUGUCAAGAUAAAGUGGUGAAUCGACCUACAGACAAUACCUCCACAACCACGACAAGGCGUGGUCGUCCAGCAAACUCCAGGAGUCAGUACUUAGUAUCGCAUCAAAGCCACAAAACAAAACUCAGAGUUGUGCGUUCUUCUGGUCACCGAACCAUUGCGAACAUCAUCGGGAAAUGGUUCCCUCGUGGUGACGACUCAGAUUUCGUCGACAGUCACCAUGCCUCAAUGCUAUGUCUGCUCAAGCCUUGGAGGAAUUUAUCUACACUGAAAGGAGAAGGCGAGACGUGGACAUCAGCAUACGAAAACUUUCUGAAUUCAGAAAGAAUGGACGAUCGCACCGCAGCUAUAGUUGGGAAUGCACAAUUUUAUUAUGACUGCAAGGACGCUGCAACACGCCAAAGCUCAGAUAGUACCGUUCCCAGGGGCCGAGCACAUACGGAGGGUACUGAUGAUGAGAUGGAGGACAUGGAGGAUGGAGGCUUGGAUGAUGACAACGUAGAUUGGUCCGAAGCUAGCUUGGAGAGGUUCUUGAAAGAUAGGAACAAGACACGGGAAGUUCUUCAUGAUUUUCAGUGGGAUGGGUACAUGGCAAGCAGACACAGUUUCAUCAUCGAUUACUGGUUGCGACCUUCAGAAACUCGCGAAGUGGAAGGAUGCGAUGAAACGGGCAGAUACUGA
Molecule: messenger RNA, 882 nt
Organism: Cantharellus anzutake
Lineage: Eukaryota; Fungi; Basidiomycota; Agaricomycetes; Cantharellales; Hydnaceae
Exons: 3
Coding region: 1-882 (293 amino acids)
Source: RefSeq, a predicted model, not a curated record